AUGAGCAAUCAUCAACAUCAACGUCAACCUCUUAACCUACAACUUUUACAAACACAGCCAGAAAUUAUACAAUCAUUUGAUUUUCAGAAAUACGAAUUUCUUCUAAAUAAAAAAAAGAAAGAUAUAAAAUAUAAUGACAUUUGUGAGUAUUUUUUUGACCAUAUACACUCUAAAUCUAUCAUCAAUAUGUUUUUAUUAUUCCCUCCAUUAAAUCUAGAAAUCAAAUUUGAUGAACAAAAUAUUGAUAGCCAAUCAAUUUCAAUUGCAAUUUUAAAAAGUACAAGUGGAAGCAACAGAUUAAUGAAAACUUUACCAAACCUAGUCUCAUCAGCAUUGUCUUCUGCAAUAAAUGAUGCCUACUUUGAGAACUUGUUGCCAAUCCCAAUCACUUAUAAAAUCAUCGAUUUUAAAAAUAGUCAAUUAAAAUUAAAAGCAAUGAUAUUGGCUUUUAUUUUUGAAGACCUUUGGAAUUCAAAUCUUCAGUUAAAAAAACAACAAAUUAUCAGUGAUUUCUAUAACAAAAUUUCUAAAAAUGAUACAGUCAUAAUGGAAAGCUGGGGGGGGGGGGAAAGGAAAAGUUAUUUUAAUAAUUUUCGCUUGACAUACUAUAAAGAAUUUAAUCAAGUUUUUGAUGAAUCCAAAAUCGAGAUGGUCAAUCUAGAGUUUAACGAUAUUCAGGUUGGAAAACAAUACAAUACCCAAGUCCUCUCAAUGAACCAAAAAUCAUUUUUAGCUGCAUUUAGCUCUACUGUUCCCCUAGAAAGUGAUAGCAAACCUGCUACAAAAUCAGAUUUCAAAAAGGGCUUUCAACAGAUUUCGUUGCUACAUCAAUUGCAAAUAUAUCAUAAUAGUAUAAAAAAUUCAAACAUUUUUAUUUUUAAUAAUAAAUUCUAUUUUAUUGAUUAUGGUUUUUCAUCUUCAACAGAUAUUUCUUCGCCAUAUGAUUGCAUCGAAAAGGAUAUAGAAGCUUUACAAGUGUGUAAAGAAAAAGCUCUUUAUCAAGAAUGA
Messenger RNA from Ascoidea rubescens DSM 1968, 1008 nucleotides. RefSeq lists its product as uncharacterized. The transcript has 3 exons. NCBI's taxonomy places the organism in Eukaryota, Fungi, Ascomycota, Saccharomycetes, Ascoideales, Ascoideaceae. The record is from RefSeq and is a predicted model, not a curated record. The coding region runs from base 1 to 1008 and encodes 335 amino acids.